AUGGCGGACACAGGUGCCGACAGCAGAGCGUUCCAAGACGGCGAGAAAGUUCGCCGUGCCGUCCUGGGCGAUGGCUACGUCGACAAAGCGCUCCAGAAGGGCCAGAGCGAAUACACACGGCCUCUGCAGAAAUUCAUCACCGAGUACGCCUGGGGCACUGUCUGGACAAGGCCCGAGCUGGAACGGAAGCAAAGGAGCAUCAUCAAUCUCGCAUUCCUGAUCGCCUUGAAAAGCUGGCCGGAGCUGCGACUUCAUACCAAAGGCGCAAUUCGCAACGGUCUGUCCAUCGUUGAGAUCAGAGAGGUGGUCCUUCAGUCUAUGGUCUAUUGCGGUGUCCCGGCCGGAGUAGAAGCUAUGAAGCAGACCGAGGCGGCCAUCAACGAAAUGAUCGCCGAAGGGGAGUGCCGUCCGAUGGAAUGA
Molecule: messenger RNA, 420 nt
Organism: Cladophialophora immunda
Lineage: Eukaryota; Fungi; Ascomycota; Eurotiomycetes; Chaetothyriales; Herpotrichiellaceae
Exons: 2
Coding region: 1-420 (139 amino acids)
Molecular function (GO): peroxiredoxin activity
Source: RefSeq, a predicted model, not a curated record